Messenger RNA from Teleopsis dalmanni, 707 nucleotides. RefSeq names its product 50S ribosomal protein L7/L12-like. Gene Ontology annotation, biological process: mitochondrial transcription; translation. The record is from RefSeq and is a predicted model, not a curated record. The coding region runs from base 93 to 641 and encodes 182 amino acids. Gene Ontology annotation, cellular component: mitochondrial large ribosomal subunit; ribosome. The transcript has 2 exons. Lineage: Eukaryota; Metazoa; Arthropoda; Insecta; Diptera; Diopsidae. Gene Ontology annotation, molecular function: structural constituent of ribosome.
CAAUAACAUUAGAGUUGGUAGCACUUUUACAGCUGUCAUAAUUUUUACAUAACCUUUUAGACAAAACAGAUUCAUACUAAAACUAAUACAAAAUGAACUUUACACGCGUUUUAUUACGUCAAAUUAAACCAAAUAAAGGUGUUAGCCGCAUGUAUUCAGCUGAAGCAGCUGCGGCGCCUGCUGCUAGUGGAGCUAACAUAACUAUACCAGUAUCGGAGGGUAGCGCAAAACCGCUGAACCCAAAAUUGGAUAGCAUAGUGAAUAGUAUUGCAGGAUUAAAUUUAUUAGAAGUAUCUGAAUUAAGUUCGUUGUUAAAGAAAAAACUAAAUUUACCUGAGACAGCAUUUGUACCACAAAUGGCAGCGGGACCUGCACGCUCAGCAGCUGCUGAUGACGAUGAAGAGGCUGCACCAAAAAAAGUACAAACCGCAUUUAAAGUCAAACUAAUGAAAUUUGAUGAUAAACAAAAAGUUGCGCUAAUUAAGGAAAUUAAAAAUCUUGUGGAAGGCAUGAAUUUGGUGCAGGCUAAGAAAUUCGUUGAAAGUGCACCAACAAUUGUCAAAGAAGAUAUACCCAAAGAAGAAGCAGAGAAACUAAAAGAAGCAUUAACUAAGGCUGGAGCUGUUAUUGAAAUUGAAUAAAGCUUUUAUUUUCCUUAAUACUAUUUACUGUUAUUAAAAUUGUUUACUACAAUAAAAAGGUAAUAA